Dipodomys spectabilis (banner-tailed kangaroo rat) is the source of this 1756-nucleotide messenger RNA. RefSeq names its product tripartite motif containing 55 (gene Trim55). Bases 140 to 1756 code for a protein of 538 amino acids. Lineage: Eukaryota; Metazoa; Chordata; Mammalia; Rodentia; Heteromyidae. Gene Ontology annotation, molecular function: zinc ion binding. The record is from RefSeq and is a predicted model, not a curated record. The transcript has 10 exons.
GGCCUGAAACAAUGUCCUCCACCGAGAGAAAUGUAAAGGACACUUGAUCAUACAAUCCUGGGAAUUAUUUCCAGGAAACACUUACAGAAGCCAUUCUGAACUCCUUUCCCCUGGUGGCACAUUCAGGGACGGCCAGGAGAUGAGCACUUCUCUGAAUUACAAGUCUUUUUCCAAAGAGCAGCAGACUAUGGAUAACUUGGAAAAGCAACUCAUCUGCCCCAUCUGCCUAGAGAUGUUCACAAAACCCGUGGUCAUUCUCCCCUGUCAGCAUAACCUGUGCAGGAAGUGUGCCAGUGACAUUUUCCAGGCCUCGAACCCCUACUUACCCACAAGAGGAGGCACCACCGUGGCAUCAGGGGGACGAUUUCGCUGCCCCUCCUGUAGACAUGAAGUGGUUUUGGAUAGACAUGGAGUGUAUGGGCUUCAGAGGAACCUGCUGGUAGAAAACAUCAUUGACAUCUACAAGCAGGAGUCCACCAGGCCAGAAAAGAAGUCCGAUCAGCCCAUGUGCGAGGAUCAUGAAGAGGAACGCAUCAACAUCUACUGUCUCAAUUGUGAAGUGCCCACCUGUUCCCUCUGCAAGGUGUUUGGUGCCCACAAGGACUGCCAGGUGGCUCCGCUUACUCACGUGUUCCAGAGGCAGAAGUCGGAGCUCAGUGAUGGCAUCGCUGUCCUUGUGGGAAGCAAUGAUCGAGUCCAGGGCAUUAUCAGCCAGCUGGAGGACACCUGUAAAACUAUUGAGGAAUGCUGCAGAAAGCAAAAGCAGGAGCUCUGUGAAAAGUUUGAUUACCUGUAUGGCAUCCUGGAGGAGAGGAAGAAUGAGAUGACCCAAGCCAUCACCCGAACCCAAGAAGAGAAAUUGGAACAUGUUCGUGCUCUCAUUAAAAAGUACUCUGAUCAUUUGGAGAAUGUCACAAAGUUGGUCGAGUCAGGAAUCCAGUUUAUGGAUGAGCCAGAAAUGGCGGUGUUUCUGCAGAAUGCAAAAACCCUGUUGCAAAAAAUCUCAGAAGCAUCAAAGGCAUUUCAGAUGGAGAAGAUAGAACAUGGCUAUGAGAAUAUGAAUCACUUCACAGUCAACCUCAAUAGGGAAGAAAAAAUAAUACGUGAAAUUGAUUUUUACAGAGAAGAUGAAAAUGAAGAUGAUGAAGAAGAAGGAGAAGAAGUAGAAGUGGAAGAGGUGGAAAACGUUCAAAUAGAAUCAUCAGGAGAAGAGGAAAGUCUAGAAAAAGCCCCAGAGCCUUCUCAACUGGCCUCAGAGCUCCAGGCUGCUCCAGAUGCAAUUUUGGUCUCCUCUCCAGAGCCACCUCCAAUCCUGCCUCCUGCCUCAGCUGUCUCAGAGACACAGGGGGAGGUGGUGUCCACUGACUCACAGCAGACCACAGAGUCUGAAACUCCAGCCCCUGCAGCAGCGGAAACUACGGAUCCCCUGUUUUACCCUAGUUGGUAUAAAAAUCAAACCCGGAAAGCCACCAGCAAUUCACCUUGCAACCCAGGGAGCGAAGGUCUGGGGCAAAUAGGGUUUCCUGGUUCUGAGGAUUCGAAUGUGCAGUCGGCAGAAGUGGCAGAAGCCCCAGCCAAUGAGAGGGCAGCAGUGAGUGGUAAGGAAACUAGUUCACCUGCAGCUACUUCUCAGAUUGGAUCUGAGGCCCCUUCUCCCCAGGGACAGGCUGCAGCUUCAGGGAGUGGGAGUGGCCCCGAGGUGGAGCCUGCUCGCCAUGUCUUUUCCUUCUCCUGGUUGAACUCCCUGAAUGAAUGA